AAUUCGGCUCCUGCGUUCAAGCGUUGUGUUCGCGGGAAAGAAGAGAAGUAUCUCAGAGGGACCACCGCCACCAGUAAAUGAACUUUGCAUCAUAAAAUAUAUAUUUUGGAUUAAUCUGAUCGUCUCCCACUAAAGCACAGGCAUGCUUUUCCGUUCAAUUGUUGACAGACGACUCGGGAGACAACGGCAGAAUGCCCUUCCUGCACACCCCUGGCCCAAGUACCCUCUGAGCUCCUUUCUGCAAGGCUAUCAGUGUGUUCGCCAUGAUGAACACAUCUCCUAUGGGAACCUUGGCGAUUCUGUGCCCCCGUUUGGAUUGUCUUUCUCCUCUGCAAGGGAGAUUCAGGAUGUUCUUGCCGUGGCAAAUGAAGAAGGCAUUGUCAGGAUUUACAACACAGAACGCAGAGGAAACCCACUUCUUAAAGAAUGGCUGGCCCAUGAGAACGCAGUCUUUGACAUAGCAUGGGUACCAGGGGAGUCUCAAUUGGUGACUGCUGCAGGGGACCAGAUGGCCAGGUUGUGGGAUGUAAAGUCCGGGGAGCUUUUAGGCAGCUUUAAGGGCCACCUUUGCAGCCUCAAGUCUGUCGCAUUCACUCUCGAGGACAGAGCUGUGUUCUGUACUGGCGCAAGAGAUGGAAAUAUUUUAGUCUGGGAUACACGGUGCAGCAAAAAAGAUGGUUUCUACAAACAGGUGAAACAGAUCCGCGGCGCUCAUAACAAAGCAGAGGCGAACCCCCCGUCCAAAACGAAGAAGAGGCGACUCAGCACGCGCGGCAUGGCUCCGAGUGUGGACACCCAACAAAGUGUCACUGUGGUUUUAUUCCGAGAUCAGCACACCCUAAUCUCCUCUGGUGCUGUUGAUGGUGUUGUUAAGAUGUGGGACUUGAGGAAAAACUACACAGCGCACCAUCACGAUCCUGUGCCCCUGCAGACGUUCCCGUAUCCUGGUUCUUCCAUGCGCAUGCGCCUGGGUUAUUCUGGACUUGUGUUGGACUCCACAAGGUCCAACGUCAUGUGCAACUGCACUGAUGACAGCAUUUACAUGUUCAACGUCAGCGGAACAAAAACUAGCCCAGAGGCAGUGUUCAGUGGCCACCAAAACUCAUCUUUUUACAUCAAGUCCACAAUUAGCCCAGAUGACCAGUUCUUGGCCAGUGGUUCCAGUGACAACAACACGUACAUCUGGAAGAUCUCUGAUCCCACUCAUCCUCCGAUGACACUCCAAGGCCACAGUGAGGAGGUGACAUCUGUUGCAUGGUGCCCAACAGACUUCACGAAGAUUGCUUCCUGCUCCGAUGACCACACUGUACGCAUCUGGCGCCUUCAUCGGGAAAUGGAUGGAGCACAGUCUUCAGUGGGAGAGGCCAAUCUUGUAGGCUGGGCACGUCCUAAGAGUCCACACAAGCUUUCAAACCCCACCGAGACGACGCCCGCUAAGGAACAGAGUGCCGAGAGCAUCGGAGGCCUGGCUUCACCGCAGUUGGCCGCGUGUGCUCCGAGUGGGGCUGCCUUGCCUCUCCCCUCCAGCACCACCUCGCCUCUCCAGGACGCAAAGACUGUUAUUUGUCAGAGAACACCACGUUCCAUCAAAACGUGGCUAUCUCCUUGUCAAAACAGCCUCCUGCUACGUAAGGUGCUCAGCCCGUGUCCUCAGAACCCGGCCAGCUUCACCCCUCCCACAGCGCGGCGUGCCAAGCGAAGACUGGAGACGGGUUCAUCUGACGGUGGUGAGGGUGCCGAGGAGUAUGACGGCGUUGCAAGACUUUUCCAUGUAGCCAAGAGGAGCCGGGCCCUGUCUGACAUCUGCUGCUCGGCUCAGGAGAGUCCAGAUCAGGCAGACAGCCAAACUGAGGGUGCCGCAUCAAGAGAGACUGGCAAGGAGAAUCAGUGUCCACCACUGACAGACUGGCUGUCAGUUAUGGGCCAAAAGAUGAGAGGGAGCCCGAGCAGUCCCCGAAGUCCCAGUGCUGCGAAGAAACAAGCAGGCAAGACGCCAGCUUCACCGACUAUCAGCUCGCCACAAAGCAUGAAAAAAAUAUCUUCCUAUUUCACAAGGAGAGCCACUGAGUGACCUCAGAGAGCCCUUCACAGUGUUUGAGAUGCUGUGUUAGGUCAUUUUAAUCCGCAAACUGCUGUGGGAAUGGCCAACUGUCGGUCCCAUUUUCAUUUUAACGACGAUAGUGCCUUCAAAAUAUUUUUGGCGAGAAGCUUCGUGCCAUUUUUUGCAGAGAAAACUCAUUUCAGGAGAUGGAAUACCAUUUUACACAACUUUCAAGUUGUCAAAGACUUUUAACAUUUUUUCCAAAAGACUUAAAGUCUCACUCUUGGAGACCUUUUUAAGAAAAUGAGUCUUUGUAAAAGAUCAGCUCUUGUCUAACAGUUUCAUAUAUUUGUUUUUUUUGUUGUUAAUAUGUACAAAAUAGCAUGUUGUUGGUUGGUUUG
Dunckerocampus dactyliophorus (ringed pipefish) is the source of this 2442-nucleotide messenger RNA. RefSeq names its product denticleless E3 ubiquitin protein ligase homolog (Drosophila) (gene dtl). Lineage: Eukaryota; Metazoa; Chordata; Actinopteri; Syngnathiformes; Syngnathidae. Gene Ontology annotation, biological process: mitotic G2 DNA damage checkpoint signaling; proteasome-mediated ubiquitin-dependent protein catabolic process. Bases 143 to 2071 code for a protein of 642 amino acids. Gene Ontology annotation, cellular component: nucleus. The transcript has 15 exons. Gene Ontology annotation, molecular function: protein-macromolecule adaptor activity; protein binding. The record is from RefSeq and is a predicted model, not a curated record.